Molecule: messenger RNA, 2977 nt
Organism: Mytilus californianus (California mussel)
Lineage: Eukaryota; Metazoa; Mollusca; Bivalvia; Mytilida; Mytilidae
Product: clathrin heavy chain linker domain-containing protein 1-like
Exons: 9
Coding region: 61-1968 (635 amino acids)
Source: RefSeq, a predicted model, not a curated record
AACAAUAAUUUAGAAACCAGUUGAAAAAACGUCACUUCCUGUCUACCAAAUUGUUUGAAAAUGGCGAAACUGCAUAGGGAAAAGACAAACGAAGAUCUAUCGACUUUAAGCAGGUCAGGAACUCCAGUAAACAGUUUGCCAAAGUUACCUCCUAUUAUUACCAGUGAGAUUGAUAGAACUUUCCUGUUAGAUUUGAAUGAUUACAUUAGAUAUGAGACUGAUAAACUGUCAUCUGGUGAUGAUGAUCAAAGAUAUACCAUAUACAAGUCAGUUUUCAACAGGAUUAUUGAACAUGUUUCUGCAUACAAACCAUUACUAACAGCUAUAAAGAAAGAAUAUGAAGAUACUAUAGAAGCCAUUAAGAAAGGUCAAAGAGAGGCUGAUUUUCUACAUGGCAAACUGAAGGCAAUGGCAUCUGAGCCUUCAACCAUCAGGAAUUAUAGAAAAAGAGCUGAUGAAUUAGACGAAAGAAUUUUAGUGAUCCAGAAAGACAAUGAGAGAUUACAGAAAGAACUGAAUGAACUUCAACAGAAACGUAAAGAAAGAGAAGAAUUAGAUAGAGAAGUUACUGAACCACCAAAGCGAGAACUAAAAAAAGACAGUCGUAUGAUUCCAGGGUUAACAUUAGAAGAAUCAACAGAUCUAACCCUUCUAUACAGAAAUUAUGAAAAGCUUGACAGGCAAUUGAAAGAACUUAAUAUAAGUUUUAGAACGAGAUAUGUCCCUAAAUCUCACAAACUGGAAUUAAAAGAAAGAUUGGAUAAUAAAGUGAAUGAACGAGAUGACCUUUUAAGGCAAGGACAGAUAUAUCGGUACAAAAGGUCAAAGUUGAAAAUAGCUGUGGAAGCAGCCCAGGCUUACAACAGAGUGAAGCCACCUCACCAGACUGUUGGAGAUGCUGUUAUCUUUGCAUUAGCUCAGGCUAGAGGUCUACAGAAACAGGAGAAAGAAUUAUCCCCAGGCGAAGGACAACAACAACGGGAUGGUUCACCAUCAGCUCCACAAACACUUACCACAACAUCGUUUGAUGAUGAUGAUCCAAGUAAGGAAAAAGAGGCUGAGAUGAUGUUAGAAUACAUAGAGAAAUUUAACGAAUUGUUUGAGGAUGGGAUGUACGAAGAUGCUGCUAUCCAUGCAGCUAACAGUCCAAAAGGGAUACUUAGGACAUCUGCCACAUUGGCAAAAUUCAGGGAUGUAAAAGUCCAUGGAAAUGUCAGAAGUCCACUUCUUGCUUUCUGUGAUGCCGUUAUGGCAUCUGUGAGUGCUGUAGGAAGUAAGCCAAACCAUAAAUUGUCAGAUGAAUGUGUAGAAUGUGUGUUAAAUGAAAACAGAUUAGAUCUAUUAGCUCAUUGGAUAGCACAAGAUAGGUUAUCACUGAAUCAUCAGAUUGGUGAUAGAAUUGUUGACCAUUGUAAUUGUCAGGUUCCAUGUAAGUGUAGUUGUCAAGCCUUAGCUCAGAACGUCUACAGUAAACUACACCUAUACAGACAGGCUGUAAUCUGUAUGCUAAAACAGGGACGUGUCCAUACUGGAAUGGAAUACGCCAAACACAAAUAUCCAUUGUCAAAACAAGAAUAUUUAGAACUGCUGAGAACAUGUCCAUCGUUACCAUUAAUGCAUUCUUUAGUUGAAGAGGAUGGUGAAGGAACACGGAUUUUGCCACUUGGUGUAGUGAUUUUGGUGCUCUUAGAAAAUAGUCAUUUUGACCUUGUCAUAAGAUUCAUGCAGGACUUACAGAAUACUCCAUCUGCAGAUGAUCAGAACAGUAGUUUAUUUCAUUCAGCCAUGAUGGAUGAUGUGGAUACAACAGCAGAACAAUGGGACAGUCUUGUCAAACUUCUGCAGGACCAGGGCUAUGAGGAGACAUCAGUUAAACUCUUGUCAUCAAUACAUGUACUGUCUGCAGUUAAAACUGUGUUAUAUGAUAGUCUUAAAGUGGAAUCACCUGAGAAUGAGCCUGCAUCAUAGUGGAUAAUUUUAUGAUCAACAUAUUUUGAUCUAUAAUUAUUUGAAUUUCCGUAAAUCUGAAAGUUAUAUAAAAAGAUGGAAUUAGUUUAGUGUGUAAUUAAAGUGAAUGUAAACAAACUACAAAAAAAAUAACAAUUAAAAAAAAAAUUAAAAUCAAAGGUACAAAGUCCUUUUAUUCUCUUUCAUUGUAGGAGGUAAUUUAUGCUACACUUUCAAAAGUAAAUUACUGUGAUAUCAUGUUUUCUUGUAUUCCUUUCUAUGUUUUUUUUUGUUUUUGAGCCUUCACUUUGUGUUUAUUAUGCAUUAACAAUAUUUAAAAUUUUCUUGGGACUGUAACAUCAGUCUGUUGUAAGUUUGAUAUAAACCAAAUAAGUAUUCUGGCUACCAUGGUAAAACAUACAAUGGUCUGUAGCUUCAAAGGCUGAACAAAUUGAAACUUUUAUAAUGAAUCCAUGUAUGACUCUUUCUUGAGGACAAUAAAUUGACAAACCAACAUGGUUACAAUCAAUUUUAAUAAAUGGGAAAUAUAAAGAUUUUUUUUAAGAACUGGCAGAGUAGUUCAAUAAUAAUGAUCAGGUUCAAUUUAUAAGGAGUUUUAGGAUGGAAGAAAGUUUUCCUGUUAAAUUAAUAACUAAAUUGCUGCAAGCUAAGUAUUAUGGGCUCUAGUGGGAGACAUAAAUCUACAGUUUUGUAGUACUCUGUUUGAUGAUGGAAGAUUUUCCCUAAUGGUAAGUUUAUAUUGAGACAUACAUGCUUAAAUGAGUUGAAAACAAACAGAGAUAUAAUUUGUAACGUCUUGUGUAUAUAUAUGCACUAAAUGCUAAUGGUGUGAGGAUUAUUCUGUUCUGUUGUGGUACAUGUUAUUUGAGAUUGUAAUAAUCUUGUCUGUGAUUAAAACUUGAAAAAAUGUGACGAAUGCAAAUGUAAUACAGUGAAGUAUGAAUGGGCUUGAUUAGGGUGACUAAAAUAUUGUUGAAGAAAUUAGAAAUAAAGUGUUCAAAAAAUUAAA